CUCUCUUCCCUUCUUAAAAGCUGAACAUUGGUUUACCCCUUGCGUCUCGCCAUUCCUCUGAAGACAAGACACAGCACCACACCUGAAGCUUCCCCUUGCGUUCGGUGAGAUUUGCAACAGAAUGGAUAUUCAAAAUGCCCCAACUUCCAAAUGUAUCACUUACUGGAAAAGGAAAGUUAAAUCUGAAUACAUGCGACUUCGACAACUUAAACGACUUCAGGCCAAUAUGGGUGCAAAGGCUCUGUAUGUCUCCAAUUUUGCGAAAGUUCAAGAAAAAGCUCAGCUCCUCCAUGAAGAAUGGGAGAAGCUUCGUGUCCAACCUGUUCAGCGGAUGAAGCCUGUGGGUGGGCACCCUUUCCUCAGAAAGUGUACCAUCGAGAGCAUGUUCCCAGGAUUUGCAAGCCAGCAUAUGUUAAUGAGGUCCCUGAACACAGUUGCAUUGGUCCCCAUCAUGUACUCGUGGUCCCCUCUCCAGCAGAACUUCAUGGUGGAAGAUGAGACUGUCUUGUGUAACAUUCCGUACAUGGGAGAUGAGGUGAAGGAAGAAGAUGAGACUUUCAUUGAAGAGCUGAUCAGUAAUUACGAUGGCAAGGUCCAUGGCGAAGAAGAAAUGAUCCCUGGAUCCGUCCUGAUCAGUGAUGCCGUUUUCCUGGAGUUGGUAGAUGCCCUGAAUCAAUACUCGGAUGAGGAGGAGGAAGGGCACAAUGACACCUCAGAUGGGAAGCAAGACGACAGCAAAGGAGACCUGCCGGUCACAAGAAAGCGGAAACGACACGCCAUCGAAGGCAACAAAAAGAGCUCCAAGAAACAGUUCCCAAAUGACAUGAUCUUCAGCGCCAUCGCCUCCAUGUUCCCCGAGAAUGGGGUCCCAGAUGACAUGAAGGAGAGGUAUCGGGAACUAACAGAGAUGUCAGACCCCAACGCACUCCCCCCUCAGUGCACGCCCAACAUCGACGGCCCCAACGCCAAGUCUGUGCAGCGGGAGCAGUCUCUGCACUCCUUUCACACGCUUUUCUGCCGCCGCUGCUUUAAAUACGACUGCUUCCUUCACCCUUUCCAUGCCACCCCUAACGUAUACAAACGCAAGAACAAAGAGAUCAGGAUUGAACCAGAGCCGUGUGGGGCAGACUGCUUCCUUUUGCUGGAAGGAGCCAAGGAGUACGCCGUGCUCCACAACCCUCGCUCCAAGUGCUCCGGUCGGCGCCGGCGCCGGCACCACGUGGUCAGUGCUUCCUGCUCGAACACGUCUGCGUCUGCCGUGGCCGAGACUAAAGAAGGGGACAGUGACAGGGACACCGGCAAUGACUGGGCCUCCAGUUCUUCAGAGGCUAACUCUCGCUGUCAGACCCCCACGAAGCAGAAGGCAAGCCCCGCCCCACCCCAGCUCUGUGUCGUGGAAGCACCCCUGGAGCCUGUGGAAUGGACCGGAGCUGAAGAAUCCCUUUUUCGCGUCUUCCAUGGUACCUACUUCAACAACUUCUGUUCAAUAGCCAGGCUCCUGGGGACCAAGACGUGCAAGCAGGUAUUUCAGUUUGCAGUCAAAGAAUCCCUCAUCCUGAAGCUGCCAACAGAUGAGCUCAUGAACCCCUCGCAGAAGAAGAAAAGAAAGCACAGGCUGUGGGCCGCGCACUGCAGGAAGAUUCAGCUGAAGAAAGAUAACUCUUCCACCCAGGUGUACAACUACCAGCCCUGCGACCACCCAGACCGGCCCUGUGACAGCAGCUGCCCCUGCAUCAUGACUCAGAACUUCUGUGAGAAGUUCUGCCAGUGUAACCCGGACUGCCAGAACCGCUUCCCAGGCUGCCGCUGCAAAACCCAGUGCAACACCAAGCAGUGUCCGUGCUACCUGGCCGUGCGGGAGUGUGACCCUGACUUGUGUCUCACUUGCGGGGCCUCAGAGCACUGGGACUGCAAGGUGGUUUCCUGUAAAAACUGCAGCAUCCAGCGCGGCCUCAAGAAGCACCUGCUACUGGCCCCCUCAGAUGUGGCCGGAUGGGGCACCUUCAUUAAGGAGUCUGUGCAGAAGAAUGAAUUCAUUUCUGAAUAUUGUGGCGAGCUCAUUUCUCAGGAUGAGGCUGACCGGCGCGGGAAGGUCUAUGACAAGUACAUGUCCAGCUUCCUCUUCAACCUCAACAACGAUUUUGUAGUGGACGCCACCCGGAAAGGCAACAAAAUUCGAUUUGCAAACCAUUCCGUGAACCCCAAUUGUUAUGCCAAAGUGGUCAUGGUGAAUGGAGACCAUCGUAUUGGCAUUUUUGCCAAAAGGGCAAUUCAGGCUGGUGAAGAGCUCUUCUUUGAUUACAGGUACAGCCAAGCAGACGCCCUCAAGUACGUGGGGAUCGAGAGGGAGACCGAUGUCCUUUAGCGCGCCGGGGCCCCAGGCCACCGCCUCUGGUAGCGGCACUGUCUCUGCUUCCGUGCCCACCCACUGCUGCUCAGGAUUCCUGCACUGUGUGUGUCCCAGGCCGAGAACCCCAACCCCCCCCCUCAGCCCCCACCCCGUAGGGAGGCCUCAGCUGUGUUGAGUGGAGCCCCAACUGUCCGCAAAGGGAGGCCGGCAGCUCGGGCAGGGCCCCCAGGGGAGAGAGUGGCAAAGUGAGGUUCAGAGGACGUGUGCUCAGCCUGGGGGUGCGAGGCGGAUGCUUGACUUCUGCGGGCUCAGGGAGACAUGCAGGCACUAGCCUGCCCUCUGAGCUUUCCCCUCCUGGCAGCACUGUGCCCCCAGGGCUGAGGGGGGCUGGCUUGGAGACAGGCUUUCUUGGAGCACAGACACAAUUCUCCCUCUCCUUGGAGCCAGGUUUGAGGAAAGGCUGGGCAAAGGAAAGCUAGGUGCCACCCCUCUAUGGGUGGGGGUGGGGGUGGCCAGGCUAUAAACUUAGGGCCUGGGAGGUCGUGAGAAAGCCGCCUCUAUGGAGCAGGUGCUGCUGACCUGACACCCCCAUCCUAGGGCCUGGAGGUGCGACUCCAGGCCAGAAGCUUUGUGCUGCUGCUGAGGAAGGUGGGGUGGGGCUGGGGGUGCAGUCCUGGCCUGGCCCAGGGAGCCACUGCCGCUGAACUCUGCAGGCCAGGCCUAGUGAUUGGCUUGACAUGCUUUCCUCCCUGUGCCACCUGCUGUGUUGAGAGGGGAGCUGGCAGCGUGCACUGCACAGGUAGGUGGAUGAGGGGCCACCUAGUGGCAUGUCCCCAGGAUGACGUCCUUUGGAGGCAGUGGAAGAUGCAGCCCGUGGAGCCACCUCUCGUGCAGAGCAGAGCACUUUACUCCUUCUUGUAGGUCUGGAGACCACGGGGUGGAACUUGAGCUCAGGUCGGGGGGGCCCAGCUCACAUCCCACUCCUGAGGGAGGGGAAGAGGGAGCAGGGAAGAUCCCGGCGUCCCCACAUCUCCCGGCGGAGGUCCCAGCAGCCAUGGCCGUGGCUGGUGCUGAGCCUGUCGGGAAGCAAAUGCUGGGCUGGGGCUAGAUAGACUUGGAUGGGGGCAGGCUGACCUGUUCGUCCCUCCCACCCCACCGCCAUCCCGCAAAGCAAGAAGUGGGGCUCCUCCCCAGGCUGACUCCGAGGGAUUUUAGAGGGCCUCACACAUACUCGCCCUCCACACUUGUGCCCUGGGCACGCUCCAGCUGCCGUCUUCCCACCUGCUUGGGCCAACACCAGCCAGACCGCAGAACCCUGCUUCUGCCCGGGUUUGUGAUGUGUGUCCCCACCGAGGGUCCAUAGCAGACUGGCCUGGGAGCUCUGAGUCACUCAGAAACCCUGGUUCCAGGAGCCACCGCACCAGGUGCCCGUGGAGAAGUGGCCAGGGAGGGGUGGUGGAAAAGGAAGUCGCCACCCCCAGCCUUCCCACCCCACCCCCGCUGGAUCGCAGUGAUCAGCAGCCCCCACGCGUUUCAGACCCCCAGUCCUCCCGUUUCUUCUCCAGCCCCUCUUCCUUUUUCUGCUGCUGUCCCUCCCCUUAGACGAUGGUUCCCAGCCCCCCACUCCCGCACACUGCAAUGAUGGGCCGGAGCACGGGUGGGGCUGGGGCGGCAGUCCGUCUGUGGCUUUAUUGCCAGUGAAUCUCACGCACUUUACAGUCCUGUGGCUUGUGACCUCUUAUCUGAAUUGAAUAAAGUGGUAGAAUCCA
This is a messenger RNA of Echinops telfairi (small Madagascar hedgehog), 4119 nucleotides long. RefSeq names its product enhancer of zeste 1 polycomb repressive complex 2 subunit (gene EZH1). NCBI's taxonomy places the organism in Eukaryota, Metazoa, Chordata, Mammalia, Afrosoricida, Tenrecidae. Gene Ontology annotation, biological process: chromatin remodeling. Gene Ontology annotation, molecular function: histone H3K27 methyltransferase activity; protein binding. The record is from RefSeq and is a predicted model, not a curated record. The transcript has 20 exons. The coding region runs from base 122 to 2365 and encodes 747 amino acids.